This is a messenger RNA of Babjeviella inositovora NRRL Y-12698, 1244 nucleotides long. Its product is annotated as mitochondrial 37S ribosomal protein uS2m. Bases 69 to 1157 code for a protein of 362 amino acids. Gene Ontology annotation, molecular function: structural constituent of ribosome. The record is from RefSeq and is a predicted model, not a curated record. The transcript has a single exon. Gene Ontology annotation, cellular component: mitochondrial small ribosomal subunit; ribosome. Gene Ontology annotation, biological process: translation. Lineage: Eukaryota; Fungi; Ascomycota; Pichiomycetes; Serinales.
AGAGCGUGGGAACCCACGUGCGGUUCCUUUCCGCGGAUAGCUUGCGUGUGACCAAGGUCCAGGCGGCCAUGAACAAACAGCACACCGAGUUCCCUACUAUCGCGACCGACUACUUCUUGAAGCAGGAUCCACUCCCGCUUUCGCCAGCCGACGCGAAGAUCAAGGCGGCCAAGAAGGAUGAAUUGUACCAGGAAGCGGCCAAGUUGUACUCGUACUUCUCACAGCAGGCGUUGGAGAAGCAGACGCAGAACGAGAGAGAAAAGGUCAGAAAGGCCACCGUCAGCUUGAACAAGGAGCAGAAGAAACAGUUCAAGAACCAGGCGUACGAGUUCCCCAACCUCGUAGCGACCCCAGCUAGUGAGGAAUUCUCCCCCCAGGAGUUGUACCUCAGAAACUUGUACUUCAAGCGCAACUCUGCGAAUUUGGGCGCCGAAUUGGAAAAUGUCUACAACCCGAAUGACGAUGCCUACAGGGCCAAAAGCCUCCAGGAGACGUCUAUAGCCUCUUUAAUGGCGGCCGGUGCCCACUUGGGCCACGUUGCAUCCUUGUGGUCCGUGCACACCCAGCCGUUCAUCUACGGCCGCCACAAAGACUUGAUGAUCAUUGAUCUCAACCAGACCUUGACCUAUUUGAAGCGUGCCUGUAAAGUUGUGGAGGGUAUUGCCGAGAAGGGUGGUGUGAUUGUGUACGUUGGGACGCGUGACGGGCAGAAGAAGUCGCUUGAAUUGGCGGCCAAGAGGUCCAACGGCUACUACGUUGCCAAGAGAUGGAUCCCGGGUACCAUCACCAACUGUAUCGAGAUUUCCGGCAGAUGGGAGCGCUGCGAGGUGGAUAUGGCCGAUAAGCCGACCGCCAGAUCAUUGGACGAGGUGGAAAAGUCGCGCUUGAUCAAGCCGGACUUGGUAAUUGUGUUGAACCCGGAGGAGAACAUGCCGUGUUUGACUGAGACCUUGUUGAGCAAGGUGCCAUCGAUCUGUGUGAUUGAUACGGACAUGGACCCGCGUAUGUGUACGUACCCUAUCCCAGCCAACGACGACUCCGUCAGAUGCACGGACUUGAUCGUGGGGGUCUUGUCCAGAGCCGCGCAGAACGGUGUGCAGAAGAGAUUGGCGGCCGUGACGGAGUAUAAGGAGGGGUUGGAAGCGGCUGCGAACUAGCCAGCGAGCAUGCGAGGAGGCAGGAGCUUGCGAGCUCUUGGGGUGGUACGGUGUCUGCCGAUAGAUGCCGGCUGCCCACACAUUCAC